AUGUCAACACUACGCGGUUGUCCUAACUUAUCAACACUAUGCUCAUCAAGAAGAUCAGACAUCGACAACAUUCGAAGAGAAAGAAGACUACAAUUGCAACAACCUCGUGUGAUCGAAAACAUAUACGAAACCCUAGAACGCUCGAUCAUUCAAAGCACAACACUGGAAGACACUUUAAACGUCCUCAAAAACAGUUCGGACGUCAUAAGAAGUGCUAUUCGCGAUUUGAAUAAUACAGAUACAGAGACCCAACACACGUCGUUGAGACUCUUUCAGACGAUCGCCAAUUUGCAAAACAAUGACGCACUUAAUGUGAUUAUGAGUGCGUUCCCAUUUGUGACAUUUCUUGUGCGUUCCAAUGAUAUUCAAAAUUCAAUUUUGUCGUCUCGAAUUAUUUCGACAAUAUGUCAAACGGCGCCGGUGUUGAAACGCAACUUCCUUAAUUUGGGAGUGUUGGAAGAUUUGAUGAGACAAUGCGAAGUCCAAAUGAGUAAUAUUAUGGCAAGCACAGUGUAUAUACAAACACUUUCAGUGUUUAUGCAAGACGAUUUGGGCGUUGUCGGCACGGUACUCAAUUCAGUGUUACCUAGACUCUUGAUGGAACAACUCGCGAAGACUAAUAACACACAAUUCAUCAGCUCAACACUUCUGUUUUUCUCAUUCUUGUCAUCGAAUGCACUAUUCGCGCAAGCUUGUUUACAGACGCCUUCAUUCAUCCAAUUUCUCGCAGUGAUGUUGACCACCUCCGCUUCUGUAAAUAUCAUCUCCCCGACACUCACGAUCGUCGGUAACUUCUUCACAAUUAGCACUCACUCACAAUUGACACCUCUAUUGACACCACUCGUCAUCGACUCACUCAUUCGUCUUCUUCAAAGUGGCUUGGGACUAGAAGUUGACAUCAUUUGGGUAUUAGGAAACUUGGUGUCAGUCACAGACUUUAGUGUUGUAUCGCGCCUAGUUAGUUGUGGGUGCAUUCCACUGUUAUUUAAGACACUUGAGAACAGCGAGAACAAAAAUGAAGAUGUUGUGAUUUCUGUAUUAGUUGCGUUGUCGAAUAUCAUGAUGUGCGAAUAUGAGAAGAAGCGUCCGUUUGUGCAGUGUUGUGUUGAACUUGGUAUCAUCGACUAUAUCUUCGACUUCUUGAAAGUGAUGAAAUCGGACAGAUUUGUUGAAGUGGCUUGUGAUAUACUGAACUUCUUGAAUGACAACGUCAGUGACUUUCCACUUAGAGUGCAGAACAUUGGAGGAAUUGAUGUUCUUAAAGAUUUGUCAUACAUCUACUCUGUGUCUGUGAUCAUCAAGAAACUAAAUUGGGUACUGUAUCAGUAA
Messenger RNA from Entamoeba invadens IP1, 1329 nucleotides. RefSeq lists its product as hypothetical. NCBI's taxonomy places the organism in Eukaryota, Evosea, Mastigamoebida, Endamoebidae. The record is from RefSeq and is a predicted model, not a curated record. The transcript has a single exon. Bases 1 to 1329 code for a protein of 442 amino acids.